AUGGAUACCAAAGUGAUCUGUUUAUUUUUCUUUUUUUCUUUACCUCCACUGACAGUGGGAAAUCACACUGGUCGUAUCAAGGUGGUCUUUACACCCAGUAUCUGUAAAGUGACUUGUACCAAAGGCAACUGUCAGAACAACUGUGAGAAGGGAAAUACCACCACCCUCAUCAGUGAAAACGGCCAUGCUGCUGACACUCUGACAGCCACUAACUUCCGAGUAGUUAUUUGCCACCUUCCGUGCAUGAAUGGAGGCCAGUGUAGUUCUAGAGAUAAAUGCCAGUGCCCUCCUAAUUACACUGGUAAACUCUGUCAAAUCCCUGUGCAGACUGCCAAUGCUCAAAAACUCUACCAUCACCCACAACAGGUGAACAAGGCUGUAGGAUCACAAAUUAUCCACUCUACUCAUACUCUACCACUGACAAUGUCUGGACAGCAAGGUGUUAAAGUGAAGUUCCCUCCUAACAUAGUGAAUAUCCAUGUGAAACAUCCCCCUGAAGCCUCAGUUCAGAUCCAUCAAGUUUCAAGAAUUGACAGCACAUCAACAGGACAAAAAGCGAAAGUACCUCAGCCAGUACAUCCACAGGUCUCUUACCAAGGUCUUCCAUAUCAGAAGACCCAGAAAGGACAUACUACUUACACAAAUCAACAACCCAUUCCUCAUAUGUUUCCUGUUUCAGUUAAAAGUCAGCUUGGGCGCUGCUUCCAAGAGACUAUUGGGACACAGUGUGGCAAAGCACUUCCUGGCCUUUCCAAGCAAGAAGACUGCUGUGGAACCGUGGGUACUUCCUGGGGUUUUAACAAGUGCCAGAAAUGUCCUAAGAAGCCAUCUUACCAUGGAUACAGUCCUAUGAUGGAAUGCCCUCAAGGCUACAAGAGGAUCAAUGCUACAUUUUGUCAAGAUAUCAAUGAGUGUCAGUUACAGGGAGUUUGCCCUAAUGGUGAGUGCUUGAAUACCAUGGGCAGCUACAGAUGUACUUGCAAAAUGGGAUUUGUGCCAGAUCCUACCCUCUCCAGGUGCAUACCUGAUAAUCCUGUAGUUGCUGAAGAGAAAGGACCCUGCUACCGGUUUGUUAGUGCAGGAAAGCAAUGCAUGCAUCCUCUUUCUGUUCAGCUCAGCAAGCAGCUUUGCUGUUGCAGUGUUGGCAAAGCCUGGGGCCCGAACUGUGAGAAGUGUCCACUUCCAGGAACAGCUGCUUUUAAGGAAAUCUGCCCUGGUGGAAUGGGUUAUACGGUUUCUGGCCCUCACAGAAACAAGCUAUAUCAUCACCCUGCAGUUAGAGUACAGCCACCUGUCAUUGGCAAGACCCCGAUUACUCAACCUGUUGCUAAAGGUACUUCUCCUCCACCUCUCCCAGCAAAGGAAGAGCCAGUGGAGGCACUGACCUUCUCACAGAAAAGUGAGACUGAGAUGGCUGUGCAAGAAGUGGGAACUGCAGCCCCUGAUCAGGAAUUAGCUUCCCUUGAUCAAGAAAAGCAGCCUGAUCUAGAGCGUGGGCAGCCUCAGCUUUCUCCUGGAAUUUCAACAAUUAACCUUCAUCCACAGUUUCCAGUAGUGAUUGAGAAAACAUCUCCUCCUCUGCCUGUUGAAGUUGCUCCUGAAGUCUCUACUUCGAGUGCAAGUCAAGUAAUUGCACCUACUCAAGUUACAGAAAUCAAUGAAUGUACAGUUAAUCCUGAUAUCUGUGGAGCCGGACACUGUGUUAAUUUGCCUGUGGGAUACACUUGCAUCUGCUACGAGGGGUACAAACUUAACGAUCAGCAGACAAAGUGCUCUGAUAUUAAUGAGUGUACUCAGGCACCCCACCUCUGUUCCCUUGGACGCUGUGAAAAUACAGAAGGAAGUUUCCUAUGUAUUUGCCAAGCUGGAUUCAUGGCCAGUGAAGAUGGAACUGACUGCGUUGAUUUUGAUGAAUGUGCAAGACCUCAUACUUGUGGGGAAGGCUAUUGUAUAAAUACAGUUGGCUCAUACAGAUGUGAAUAUUGUGAUAGUGGAUACCAAAUGAACAGGAGAGGUGAAUGUGAAGACAUUGAUGAAUGCCUGACUCCAACUACUUGUCCAGAUGCACAGUGCAUUAAUGCUCCUGGCUCUUACCAGUGCAUUCCUUGCAGAGUGGGAUUCAGAGGCUGGAAUGGGCAAUGCCAUGAUAUAGAUGAAUGUCAGUAUGGCAAUCUCUGUACAAACGGACGUUGUGAAAAUACGGAGGGGUCUUUCAGGUGUAUCUGUGGCCAAGGUUUCAAACUCUCUGCAUCAGAGGAUCAGUGUGAAGAUAUAGAUGAAUGCCAGCACCGAUCACUUUGUACAAACGGACGCUGCAGGAACACAGAAGGAUCUUUCAGAUGUAUUUGUAGUCAAGGCUUCACUCUGUCAUUCACUGGAGAUCAGUGUGAAGAUAUUGAUGAAUGCCUCCAAGACAGUGAUAUUUGCCUUCGAGGAAACUGCAUUAAUACUGAUGGGUCUUACAAAUGUACUUGUCCAGAUGGUUUCCAGCAGAUAGCGAAUAGGGGAUGUCAAGAUAUCAAUGAAUGUGAGAGAUCUGACCUCUGUUCACCUCAUGGGGAGUGUCUAAACACAGAUGGUUCCUACCAGUGCAUAUGUGAGAGAGGCUUUUCUGUGUCUGCAGAUGGCCGAAGAUGUGAAGAUGUUGAUGAAUGUGCAAACGGCACAAUAUGUGGCAGUCAUGGGUUCUGUGAAAAUAUGGAUGGCUCCUACCGCUGCCUCUGUUACCAAGGGUAUCAGGACCCACAGGAUGGGCAAGGGUGUACAGAUGUGAAUGAAUGUGAAAUGCUGAGUGGAGUAUGUGGCGAAGCCCUCUGUGAAAAUGUGGAUGGUUCUUUCCUGUGCCUGUGCUCUGAUGAAAACCAGGAAUAUGAUCCAAUGACCGGACAGUGUCGCUUCCGUACCUCACCAGAAUUACCAGCAGAGCCUGAUGAACAUGAAGAUGGAAAGAAGGAGUGCUAUUACAAUCUGAACGAUGCAAAUUUCUGUGACAAUGUGCUUACAUCCAAUGUAACCAAACAAGAAUGCUGCUGUACCUUGGGUGCUGGCUGGGGUGAUAACUGUGAAAUCUUCCCAUGCCCUGUCUUUGGAACUGCUGAAUUUAGUGAUUUGUGUCCUGAAGGAAAAGGUUUCAUUCCCACUGGAGAAUCAUCUUACGGGCUUCUUGCUCAGAAUUACAAAG
Molecule: messenger RNA, 3181 nt
Organism: Nestor notabilis (Kea)
Lineage: Eukaryota; Metazoa; Chordata; Aves; Psittaciformes; Psittacidae
Gene: LTBP1
Product: latent transforming growth factor beta binding protein 1
Exons: 23
Molecular function (GO): calcium ion binding
Source: RefSeq, a predicted model, not a curated record